Rhodofomes roseus is the source of this 1023-nucleotide messenger RNA. RefSeq names its product complex I intermediate-associated protein CIA30. The transcript is spliced from 5 exons. Bases 1 to 816 code for a protein of 271 amino acids. Gene Ontology annotation, biological process: mitochondrial electron transport, NADH to ubiquinone; mitochondrial respiratory chain complex I assembly. Gene Ontology annotation, cellular component: mitochondrion. Lineage: Eukaryota; Fungi; Basidiomycota; Agaricomycetes; Polyporales; Fomitopsidaceae. The record is from RefSeq and is a predicted model, not a curated record.
AUGUCUCGUUUCUCGGCGUACUUGAACAGAAGCAGUAAACUCCUUCGGGACAACACGUCAAGUAUCCUACGGAUGUCGGGAGCGGAUGAGCCCAUCCGCACACCCGUCACGCUCUUCAACUUUAACUCCCACGAAGAUAUACAGCAGUUCGCGACUGGGUGCGACGCAGACGUCGGCGGAACGUCUACCGUCAACCUCGCGCUGGACGAGUCCACCGGGUCGCCUUCCGCGUCGAACGAGAAGCUCGCGGAGUUGCGCAGGCCGACGGCGAAGUUCUGGGGCGAGAUGCGGCUCAAUGUACGACAUGGGCUUGAGGGGCGGAUCCGCGGCGGGUACGCGGGCUUCAGGAGUAAGGCACGCACCUACCUGCAUCCUAGGACAUCGUUGUUUGGGGAGAUUACGAACGACGUGUCAUUACACAAGUACCUCGGACUGCGCGUGCGCGGCGCCGGGCACCCGCGCACGCGGAACUCGUACUAUGUGAACAUCCAGACGGACGGACCCAUCACAACCGACCUCUGGCAACAUAGGCUGUACUUCCGACGAGACGACGGCGGGUGGGAGGAUAUCUUCAUCCCCUUCGACGCCUUCGUCCUGACGAACGUCGGCGAGGUGUCUUACGAGCAGAUGGAGAUGUUCCGUGAGCGCGUGCGCACCGUCGGUAUCUCGCUCCUCGGUGGGAACAGCGGUGUCGAGGGACCGUACGAACUCGGCAUCGAUUCCAUCUUCGCGGUGAACGAGGAGGACGUUCCGCCAUACGCGGCACCUAAACACGAGUCCUCGGAUGGGACGCGAUGGGAGAGGCCUGCUAUCUGAGAAUGGCAUUCCAAAGUGUAAUGGUUUUUACUGCAUGCUUCCGGGUUUGCAGCAUAGGCCUAGCGGAAAUCACGAUUGCAUUCGUCCAGUAGUGAAUAUUGCGAGUGCAUUUGUGUAUCCUUACCUUUGCUCAGUCAGUGCCAAUGCGCUGAGCUAAUAUACUAGUAAGUCACACCUAUCACUUCAAUGCAGACGCGACCACUUCAC